Messenger RNA from Peniophora sp. CBMAI 1063, 3753 nucleotides. The record is from the annotation of a GenBank genome assembly. NCBI's taxonomy places the organism in Eukaryota, Fungi, Basidiomycota, Agaricomycetes, Russulales, Peniophoraceae.
AUGGAGCUAGCGCUGAAGUACAUCGACUUCGAAGCGACCAAAUACGAUGUGCAGAAGGCCAUAGAGGCCGUCCUACAUGGUCCGGACUUGUACGACCCUGAGGAUCCCAACAACAAGGGGCGCGUACCGAACUUCUCUGUCGUGCUGAAGGAGAGUCAUGUUGGUCGCCUCCACGCAGGCGAAGGCACGCUCGGUCUUCCAUCCCGUCGACUAGGCGAGCGCUUCUUGGACUGGCUGCAUGAUCCCGCACAUCGUAAAGAGGGUAUCCGCGUUUGCGGGCGCAAACUCUACAUCAGCAAGUCCCAGACACGCAUGUCUGAGGAGCACCAGCAGAUACUCGAGAAUGCGGUGUAUAUCGCACCUGAGCAGGAGAAGCGUCGUCAGAAGAUACUGCACCAUCUCUCGGAGCGCCUGCGCAUCGCAAGAGUUCAGUUCGGAACUUGGUAUAGACCGACCCCAGUCAGAGGGAAAGUGCAAAACAGGAUCUUCUCGGUCGAAUACGAAUGUGACUACACUGAGCGCAGCGAGGCUUGGGUUGAGGUUGUGUACGACCACAAGUCAAUCAAGAUUGAGCUCGGCAGUCGCUAUACCGAGGAAUCAUGCAAGUUCGUCAACGUUAAGUUCAGUUCCAUUAACAAGAUCGCAAUUGGUGAAGAAUUUGGGAACCCUUAUGUCGUGUUCGACAUGAUCGUUCCUCCCGAUUUCGAGAUGAUGAACUUCAGCGGCGCAACCCCUGAUGGCGUCCGUAGGAAGAUGUUCAAAGACCGUGACCGCGUCUGUGGCUUAGAUGACGCACAUGCCCGCGUCGCACCGUACUCCCCGCAUCUGCGCCUAGUACUCUUCAAGAUGGGCGAUCUGGAUAGGUUCUACGCGCUCUGCAGAAUAGCGCAGUGUCAGCCACACCCGCUCCGGAUGGAUCAUGUUGAGGCCGAAUCUCGUCGGUUCUUCGCGCAGAAGGAGAUGCAUUACUUGAGCAGGUGGCUUAGAUCCAUGCCAUGGCGAGAUGCAUUCCAGGUUGAAGCGCUCCUGCGUAAUGGACUUCUGAACACGAACGAUCUCUUGGUCGAUCUUCGUGACCCCAUAGAUGCUGUGAUUCGAGAUUUUGGUUCACUUGCAUCCGAUAUCUUGCGGCUAUUCUGCAACGAUCUUUCAUUGCGUCCUCUAUCGGAGACACCAGCUCAAUGUUUCCAGCGUGUGCGGGAUGAGAAUGUGGACGUCACGCCUCUUCGCCUGGCGCCAGGCCACUUUGCCUGCCACCACAUUACAUUCACACCUACCCGCACACUGCUGGAAGGACCUUACGCUACCCAGUCGAACCGCGUCAUCAGACGAUACCAAAGGGCACAUGCACCUGAACUCCUUGACAACUUUGUUCGCGUGGACUUCAGGGAAGAGGACCGGCUUCCAUUUCGCUGGGACCGGAACGUCGAUGGGAGCUAUCUUCUACAACAACGCGUCGGGCGUAUCUUGAAAAAAGGCUUCGAGCUUGGAGGGAGACACUUCGAGUUCCUGGCAUAUUCGUCUUCCGCACUCCGCUCACAUGCCGUUUGGUUCAUGUCAUCGUUCAUUGACCCAGAUGCGAAACCGAAUGAUUGCGAGGUCACACCGGAAGGGAUCCGACGCAGUGUGUUGGACUUCAAGGUGAAGGACAACGAGGAACUGCUUAGACAGCCCUCAAAGUUAGCCGCCCGCAUUGCGCUGGCGUUUACGGCAACGGACCCAUCAGUGACACUCGAUUCCAGUCAAUGGGAAGAGAUACCUGACAUAAGGACUCUGAUGGAGAACGGGGGAACUUCAUGCCAUACAGAUGGUGUUGGCACUAUCUCUCCUGAGCUUGGUGACAUGAUAUGGACUGUCAUGUGCGAAGCGUCGAGCAACUACCGCAUCAACCGCGUCAAGCCAUCCGCGUACCAGAUACGUUUCCUCGGGUACAAAGGUGUGGUCGUCGUAGACCAUCGCUUGACGGGCGUGCGGAUGCGCCUGCGCAGAUCUCAGCGUAAGUAUGUCGCACACGAAGUUACCAGCGCGCCUCUGGAGAUCGCGCGUGCGUUCGACUAUCCCAAUACAGCAUUCCUAAACAGGCCAGUCAUCAUGGUACUCGAAGAUCGGGGAGUACGCAUGGAGCAUCUACUUGAACUGCAACAGUUUGCCAAAAGGGACGUCUAUACCGCGCGCGAUAAUUUGGACAACUUCAGGAAGCUCCUGAAGCUGAACAACCUCGGGAACAAGUUUCAUCUCGCCUUCAUUGUGGAGUCGCUCAGCUGUCUCGGUCUGGACUUCAAAGAACAUGGUAGCAUGAAGGCACUCGGAAGCGAGGUCUUCAGUCGUCUGCUGCGAUAUGCGAUCAAUAGCGUGCUCAGGACGCUCAAGCACCGGGCGCGUAUACCCGUGCCUAAGAGCUACAAACUCGUGGGCGUCGCUGAUGAAGGGGUACAAUACAUCAGAGAUGGGGUGUCAGCAGACGAUGUCUAUACUCUCCCAGCAGGGCGCAUAUUCGCUUGUAUACAAGAGAGCCCCGAGGAUGAGCCCGUCUUUCUGAAAGGGCUGUGCUCGAUCUCUCGAAGCCCGGUUGUUCACCCCGGCGAUGUGCAACGCGUGUUUGCGAUUGGCAAGCCUCCAGAAGGCAAGAUAUGCUUCUUCAGGGGCCUCAAGAACGCGGUCGUUCUUCCAGCCCAAGGGCCUCGCUCGUUAGCGGACUGCCUCGGCGGCGGCGAUCUCGAUGGAGAUCAGUUCGACGUGUUCAUCAACAAUCCCGAUCUCCUGCCAACGACACAGUGUGAGCCAGCUGCGUAUCCUGCAGUUGAUCCGUGGACACUUCCGCAGGGCCGGACCGUGACUGUUGAGGAUAUCUGUGACUUCAUCGUAGAAUAUAUCAACUCCAAUGUUCUUGGUCUUUUGUCUGACCGGCAUCUUACCAUCGCAGAUCAGUCCAAACAAGGAACAUACGAUCGUCACUGCAUGAUGCUCGCCUCUAUGUGUAGUCGCGCGGUCGACUACGCAAAACAUGGCGUCCCGAUAGAUCUGAACGAAACAAGACUUCCUCGAUACCUCAUACCAUACAAGCCCGACUGGCACAAAGCCGAAGUAUCCGACGUUCGCGACAACGAUUACUACGUAUCUGAGCGCGCCCUGGGACAUCUCUAUCGUGAUAUCACGCUGAUAGCGGACGAUGCACCCCUUGAGAUACCGAUCUUUCCUAUUGGACCGCCCAUGACGGACACAAUCUCGACGGCUCUGCUACCCAUCGUGCAACAAGUGCUUUCCGAGGACGAGGGCGCGUCGGUCGAGAGCGAUGCUGCAUUGAUUAGCCUUGCCUCCGACCUGUUCACGCGGUAUGCGCACGAGUUGCGUUACAUACGCUCCACGCACUCCCUUUCGAACAAUCCAGGCGUCCAGCUUUCCGAAGAGGAAGUGGUCCUGGGCGUCAUACUCUCCACGAGCACAUAUCGGGGUCUACGAGAGGAUCGCACCUAUCGCAUGAAGCUACACACGGAAACGUUGAUACGCGACAUUCGCGAGAAGCUGCACAAGUCUACACCAGACGACGAGCCAGGUGUGACUAGAGCCGGUCUGCGGCGCGCUUGGCUCGCAUAUGCAUGGGCCCAGGAACAUAGGGAGAAGGAAGGGGCCACUAGCUUUGGACUCCUCGUCCUUGGGAUAGUGUUGGAUUGUUUGAAGAUCCUGCAUGUUCUUCCGGUACGGAAGGAAGUUUCACCGCCCAUGUCUGACGAUGAAGACGACGAAUACGAUUGA